AUGAGGAUUGAUAACUGGGACGUUACAUUAAGAUACCCGGCCCAGGCUGGGACCUGGACACAAAUGGCCUUCCAAAAGAGAAGUGAUGUGGCAGUGAUAAAGAACAACCCGGAAAACAACGCAAUGCUUUGGAAAGUGAAGCACUUGGUGAAAGUAACUCCGCUAAGAGUUCCGGAAAACUUGCCCGAAGAUGCGGAUCCAGCGUGUUGUUUCAUGAGGGAAACUGGAGAAUUCAUAUACUCUCCCCACAUCAAGGUGGAUGAAAAAGCACUUGAGGAGGAUGAAACAAUAACGGCUACAAAAUGGAACCAGGAGUUUAUUGACAAGGAGACACGGAAGAACUGGCAACACCCCUGGCAAUUAAAGCUUUGUUAGCUGUUAGAAAUUUGCUGAUUCUGAAGUAGUUUGUUUUUAGAAGUAUUCCAUGCAUUAAAAAUAAAGUUAUUUUCAAAUCAUAGAUAAUUUGAAAAGUAAUUGUUUGAGUUUUCAGUAAAAUGAUAUAAUAGGAAGGAUAGCACAGAAUCUUAUAAUCAGAUUUUGAAUUUGUGAUUUGAAGUAUUUACCAUGAAUUGUUGGAUUAUCUUUCCCUCUUCUGUGUAGGUAACAAUGUCAUUUGGUUACAGUCCGUUUAGGCAGUGCUUAGAAUAGGGUGUACUGAUGACAGCCUUCUCCUCCCACACGAAAAAAGUUAUAAAUUCAUCUGACUUCAGUUAUAGUGGGGUAAUUUGAGGUUCUUGGGUUUUAUUUAUUAUUUAACUGAAAUUUGCACUUUAUAUGAAAAAAGAAUGUUCAUUACCAUAUGAAAAAUAUAUGUAAAUAUUGUAAAUUGAAGAUUUCAUAAAUAAACAGCCUUAAAGGAA
This is a messenger RNA of Penaeus vannamei (Pacific white shrimp), 860 nucleotides long. RefSeq names its product mitochondrial ribosomal protein L30 (gene mRpL30). Lineage: Eukaryota; Metazoa; Arthropoda; Malacostraca; Decapoda; Penaeidae. Gene Ontology annotation, biological process: translation. Gene Ontology annotation, molecular function: structural constituent of ribosome. The record is from RefSeq and is a predicted model, not a curated record. Gene Ontology annotation, cellular component: mitochondrion; large ribosomal subunit.